UCAAAAAUAUUUAUUAAAAAAAGAGAAGAAUAAAAAAGAAAAAAAAGAAAAAAAGAAAAAGAAAGAAACAUCUGUUGAAUCAACCAAUGAAGGGGGGUGAAGUUCCACGCAGCGCCCACCAGGCGCCGCUGUUCCCAAGCCUAGGCUCGCUCAGCGACUCCGCAGGGUGAAUCUCAACUCCAGCCCCGCCUCAGGGUCGCACCUCACGUCUUCUCUUCCAAUCUGCAGCGUGGCUCGGCCUCCUGCCUCAUCGCAAGGCUGCCGCUCUGCCAGUGGAGUCCAGUCAACCCCGCAGCCACUUGCACAACUUUUCCUAUCAGCAGUUCUGACCACCUUCCUCCACUUCCUGUUGGGUUCCCGGGACAGGUUCCUGAUGACUCUUACCUCUGGGCCUUUGCGGCCCCCUCUGCCUGGAAUGUCCUUUCAUUAGAAAACUCAUGUAGUACUUAGCUCCACUUCUUCCUGGGGGCAUACCACUUAAUCACUCCAUGCCUCAGUUUCCCCCGAUGCAGAGGCUGGACAGAGAGGCUUUGUCCAAGAAUAGUUCAGGGCCAGGAAUUAGAAAAUCUGAAAGGCAAUGGGGAGCCAUAGAGGGUGUUUGAGCAGGAGAGUGUCCUCAGAUGUAAGGAAGGACAGAGCCUCCUCCCCUUUGCCCCUGGAUCUUUCUAGAAGGGUCUUAGGGGGUUGGAAUGAGAGACUCUAGCUGUGGCCAGCUCAGACCCCACUUGCUGGGCUCCCGGGGGCUGGACAAGCAGGUCUCCCUCCCCCCAUACUCUCCUGGUGGGGCUGUUUGCUCUCCAGUGAUGUCCCUGAGUCUGGGGCAGCCCACAGCACCUGCUCCCUUGGCAGACACAGGUGCGGGGACACCCCUGGAGGGAAAGCCACAAGCUGCAGGCUGGGGGCCUGGGUGUCACCUUUACGGAAGCGCUGGUGACUACCUUCACCGAGGGAAGUUCCACACGGCUGAUGAGGCUCACGUGGGACUCACCGGGGAGACAGCGUCCAGAGCAGUUGGUUGAAUCCAUGGAUAUGGAACCUGAGGAUACAGAGGAAUGAUGGACUUCUCAGAGCCUUCAAUGUACUUUGUGAUUCUCCUAACCUACCUAAGGAAUAAGUCUCUAUUUCUAGGUUCAGUCAUCCUUCUGUCUCCCUCUGGAUUUCCAAGAAUCUUACCUUGGAACUCCAGCCGAACUGAGCCCUGGGCUUGCCUGCUGACCUUCUCAACGGUUCUCCAAGCAGCCAUGGAUGUGGGUUUCUUGGGCCUGCCAGAUGUGUCUCAGAGUCAUAGCAAGACCUUGUGGGGGGCUCGGGGCAGGGGCCCCAGCAUACGUCGCCAGCGGGAGUUCAUGCCAGAAGAGAAGAAGGACACAGUUUACUGGGAGAAGCGGAGAAAGAACAAUGAGGCAGCCAGGAGAUCCAGGGAAAAGCGACGUCUCAAUGAUGCAGCCAUUGAGGGCAGGUUGGCUGCACUGAGGGAGGAGAAUGCCCUGCUCAGGGGUGAGCUGAAGGCGCUCAAGCUUCGUUUUGGCCUCCUGCCCCUGACUGGUGGGCCCCGGGCCGUGCCCCUGCAGGCCCUGCUAUGGGAAGCCCCCUGGACUGGGGACCCCCGGCCUGGGGCUGAAGCACUGUCAUCCUUGUCUGGCUCUCACAGUUGCCUUUUAAGGCCAUGUUCCCUGGAUGCUGGGAUUCCAGGAUGUCGGGGCUGCCUGCUGGCUCCCAGAUGGACUGGCUUGGCCAAUUCUCCUAGGUCCCCCCAAGAGUCUGCACCUCCUACCCUCAACAGAAUUGACAUGGACUUGCACACUGCCCUCCCACCUGCCCUCUUCAGCUGUCACCUCUUGGAUGGGCAUGUAGGGUCCAGACCAGAGCUCAGACCCUGCUGGGGGCUGUGGUCACCAAUGCCCUCUGGAUGCCAGGCUUCAGGGCCAUCAGAUGUGUUGCUGACACCCACUGCUGAUCCCAUGGGUCUGUCUCCUGGGGUGACCUGCCCUGUCCCAGGGAACAGUCAUGAGGGUCUGGGUCAGCCCUCUCUGCCCCACAAACUGCGCAUCAAAUCCCGAGCCUCAGGCAGGGUACCUUGUGGCUGGGAGGGUGGUCAGGCCCCACUCUGACGGCUUCCUCUGGGAAGGACUAGGCUUGCAAGGGAGUGUUUGGGGGCUGAAUAUAGGUUGGUCUGAGGGAUGAGCAGCUUGGCCUUGAUUAGCAAUCUGGGAAGGCCUGUAGGAAGUAGGGGCGCCCUGGCUUGGAGGGUCCACUUCACAGCUUCCAUACCAAACCUCCCAGGGGAGGAGAAUGGGAGCCCAUCUUGGAUUCUACUAUGGCUCUUGCCUUGCCCUAACAUCUAUGCUUUGGGUUGUCACUUUUCCCUUUCUUUCUCCUUUCCAUUUGUCCAUUCUUCCCUAUAUCCAUCCAUCCAUUCAUCUAUUCAUCCUCAUUUAUUCAUCCAUUCAUUCAUUCAUCAAUCCUCAUCCAUCCAUCCAU
Molecule: messenger RNA, 2481 nt
Organism: Piliocolobus tephrosceles (Ugandan red Colobus)
Lineage: Eukaryota; Metazoa; Chordata; Mammalia; Primates; Cercopithecidae
Gene: NFILZ
Product: NFIL3 like basic leucine zipper
Exons: 5
Coding region: 1053-2111 (352 amino acids)
Biological process (GO): circadian rhythm; regulation of DNA-templated transcription
Cellular component (GO): nucleus
Molecular function (GO): DNA-binding transcription factor activity; DNA binding
Source: RefSeq, a predicted model, not a curated record